GCUGCUGCGCUUGUUGUGUGAGUGAGUGAGUGGAGAGUGGAGGCGGUCGCAGCGAGGACUUCUCGCUCUGGACCGGUUCACGUAAGGUGAGCCCGCGACCCCAACUGAACUUGACGGAAGAAGCAACAAACAGGCUGGCGAUGACUUAUUGCUCUCUUCGACUAGGCAAGAGGCAGCACAAACGGAACUGAGACAGCGGCAGGGGGAAGUGGAAGUCGCCUAUAGCCCACAUUGUAAACUUUAAGGCUGCUUGGAGGAGUCGUAAAUUAUAUUUUCCCUUGGUGCGCAACAGUUAUAAUUUAGGCGGCUACACUGCUCAUUCCAUAUCAUGGAAGUCAUCUGGUAGCUGCGCGGGGAACGGAGGGAAAACGCCAGGCAGCCAAAGCGCAUAAACAAAGGAUCUGUUUAGGUGGUGGUAUUGUCACAUAAUUCGAAGCUCAGCCACAAUCACCAGCAUCCAUCACCACUCUACUCUACCAGCCCAAAGAAGACAGUUUGCAUCUUCCACCUCCACUAGCUGCAUGACAGGAGCUGCAUCCCAGAUGGUGCCUCCAGUGGGGAUGGGAGACCAGAGUAGCAGCAGCAGUGUGCUACGAGAGGUCGAAGGCCACAGCUCCUCCACCUCCCCUCUGAACAGGGGAGCACUGGAGUCUUCGGGAGGUGAAGCAGGAGGUGAAGGAGAAGGGCCCUUGUCCUUCACCGACGAGGCCGUGUCCAUCUUGACCUCCAGCAGCAUGCUCGUGCGCUCGCUCCUCGGCCGCUCCUCGGGACUCAAGCGCAGCAGGGGGGACGCCGCCUCCUCCUUCGCGGCGGACAGCCCCGGUCGCACCGACGACGCCAGCAGCGGCCCCAACAGCCCCAACAACAACAACGGCCUGCGCCGCAAGCGCGAGUUCAUCCCGGACGAGCGCAAGGACGACAGCUACUGGGACAAGCGCAAGAAGAACAACGAGGCGGCCAAGCGCUCGCGGGAGAAGCGGCGCGUCAACGACGUGGUGCUGGAGGGCCGCGUCAUGGCGCUGCUGGAGGAGAACGCGCGGCUGCGGGCCGAGCUGCUGGCGCUCAAGUUCCGCUUCGGCCUGGUGAAGGACCCUUGCGACGUGGUCCACGUCCACGUGGCGUCCCCGGCGCUGCCUGUCCAGAACACCACCACCAUCACCCCUCCUGCUGCUGCUGCUGCUCACGGGCAGAUGCCUGGUGCCACAGCAGCAGCUGGCUCUCAGAGAUACUACCCUCAUCACUACCCUCCCACAGCUGGACCCACUAUGCCACCACAGCACCACCACCACCAGCAGCACCACCCACACCACCCACACCCAGCAGCCCUGCCGCCCACCCACGCCCCACCCCAGGGAGGUGUGGCGACUGCUUACCUGGGCAGCACAGCGCGUGGUGGUGCGGGGGGGCGUGGUGGUGGUGGAGACAGCAGCAGUAGCACCUCUGAGGACUCCGGUUUCUCCACGCCGGGCAGCAGCUCCGGCAGCGUCGGGAGCCCGGUGUUCUUUGACCACACGUCAGCAGCCGACGCGACCGCCAAAGUGGCGUCCCCUCGCGGCGACGGUAUCGUGGCUGCCGACGAGCGAGGCUACGAGCCACAGCCACAGGUCUGCCCUCCAGUGUCCAGCGGGGUGGGUGGGGAGGUGUUGGGUGGAGGCCAUUGUCUGGGUGACCAGCAGGCCCGCAGAGAUGGAGCUAGCAGCAGCGGCAGUGAAGGGGAACUCAUCAAGAGUCUCCCUCAUAAACUGCGCUUCAAGACGGCAGGCGCUGUUGAGGGCUCUGAAACGCCCCCCAUGCAGGGGGAAUCCUGGCAGCAAGGCCCCCCAUCUUCAUCACCACCAAUAUCAUCAUCAUCGUUGUCGUCGUCCUCAGCUCCACUCAGGGACUCCACUGGCCGGGAGCAGCCGAGAGGUCACUACAUCUACGGUUCGUCUGAAAGCCACACCAUAUGGCAGCCACACCACCACCACCAGCCCCAACACCAUCAGCAUCCCCAGCCUCCCCAGCUCUGCACUUCACCAGCCGGGUACCACCACCACCACGGGCCUCCUCAACAGAGGCAGACCAUGGAGCACCAGCAGCAUCAGCACCAGCACCACCAGCAGCAGCAGCAGCAGGGAGAUAACAGUGCCCUGCGUUCCCAGCUCAGCUCGCUGACUGAGGAGGUGGCUCAGCUGAAGAAGCUCCUGUCCCAGGGCCUACUCUCCAAGCUCUCCUGAGCACCUGAGUGUCUGGUUUCAAGUCAUGAUCAACCUGGCCUCAGAAGCUGACCAUCAUGAACUGAACAUAUCAGUUCCAGGAAAUCUCCAGUCACUCUCUCCAGUCAUAACUCGCCAAUCAGGAUGCAGAUGAUCGGUAUUACAUACAGGUAUACCAUGGGCUAUUCAUCGUGGUGUGAGGAGAGAGGCAGAGGAUGGAUCCCCAUCACCAUCACCAACAUCACCAACAACAUCAGCAGCAGCAGGUGGAUCCUAGCCAGGCCAUGCCCUCCUAGUGACGCAACACUUUCAGCGUUGCAACUAGUCAGGUCAAGAGCAAUGCAAGUACUUUCUGAGUUCCCGAAAAACCGGGAACUCCUCCAAUCUUUGUCGGGAAGCAAACAAACAUUAGCAAACCAAGGGAGGCAGGUCAACCAUGCCAUCUGGGAAACGUUCAUUGUUGUGCUCUUGGUCAGACCAAGUCUCAAGGAGAUUUGAACAUCGAUGAUAAUCAGGCUAGGUGGAUCCUGCGUUCCCUCCCAACGCUCCUCUCCUCUCAGUGAGGAGAUGGCCCAACUGAAGAAGCUCCUCUCCCAGGGUGGGGACUACUCUCCAAGUUCUCCUCCUGCAGCCCCUUUAUGCUGUGGGGCUCUAGGGUACAUGAUGGGCAACUUGGAUUGGUCAACUUGGAGCUCAGUCCUGUUCAAUGUACAGUAAAUUUGCAGAGACCAAUAAUGUUAUGGUUAUUAUAAGAAAAACACACACGUGCACGCACGCACACACACACACACACACACACACACACACACACACACACACACACACACACACACACACACACACACACAAACCCGAACACACGAACAGACCCUCACAUCCACAGAGCUCCUGCCAUGCUUUCUGUCUCCAAGACAUUGUAUACAGCAGGUAAAUAAAAUCUGUACCAGCCUACAUGCUCGGGUAUAACGUGGGGAAUUCGAGGUAUUAAGACCACAAGUAGAGCUAGAGGACCAGAUGGAAGGCGCAGUACCUCUGCCGCUGCUGCUGGAUCCAGAUUGCCCAUCAGAGGAUCUGUGGUGGGCAGAGGUGUACAACAACGUCAAAGUAGAAGUACUCUCUUACAGUGUAUCUACCUCAUCAGGUACAGUGGAAUAAUAACUGGUGUGCAAACUAUGUACUAGAUAAGUGAUUCUCAAACUUUUGACCUCAGACCGAGGACCACUUUGUCCCCCAAAAAAUGUUCAGGGACCACCUGUCAACUGAAUUGACAGUUGACGAGUGCUAAUUCGACACUGUUCAUUUUGAUGCAGAUCACUUACUUUUUAUUCACAUUUACAAGCCUGUCUUAUUGUGGUGAAAAUAUGACUUCAGACAUGUUUGGCUUUGUAAUAAUGUUACAAAUAUAGCCUUCUGCUAGCUUGUCUUGGAAAAGAAGAAAUCCCCUUGCGGACCACCUGAGCUCUCCACACUUUGAGAAUCACUGUACUAGAUGUACUUAGUAUGUACUAAGAUCAUGUACUAGUUUUGUAAUUGCAUCAGUAAGUAAUACUUCUGCUUCUGUUUUAUACAUCUCUAGUGUUAGGUCCAUGUCUCAAAUCCCCACGGAUCAUUUCAGGGGAUUGGAAAAGACUUUUAUGAAAUUAGAUCAUUGAGGACAUUGCGCCUCGUUGGGGACAUUGUUCAUAUCGUUACUUCAGGUGAAUUUAUUUCAUUUUAUUAUGAUUCAGUGCUCCCAUGACACGUUUAAUGAUAGUGUUUGUAUUAGUGUUAUUACAUUCUCACUGUGAACUCUUCUAAAUGUGUUUUAGUCCCUUCCCGUGUCGCCCCCCGUCCACCUCCCACUGUCACCAAGCAGCUAAGCGUUUCAUAAAUCAGCUUUGUAAUAUUGUAAAUACAGUGCUCCAAACUUAAUCACCCUUGUACAUUACACUGUGAUCGUUUUUCAGUCUUGAUGUCUGCGUUGCACUGACUGUAACCAUGAGGUCCACCAAGCUUCCACCGCGGCUUUUAUGUUUUGUUUUUUUGUUGCCCUGCCAUCAAUACAGAAGCCAGGUUUGCCUUACUAAUUCUGUAUCACAACACUGCUUUACUUGGAAAGUAUUUUCUUUCACAUUUUUAGUAUAGUUCUGUUUUUGUUUUUUAUUAGCAAACCCAGGGAUACUGUACACAUUGUAUUGCUUUACAGAACAUGUUUGAGUAAAAAAGAAAGUUAUUUCCGUACGUACGCUUGUUCAUAAACCUCGUCAGUAUUUUCAGAAGCCUGAGAUGUCGUUGUGUGCACAGGAAAUCGUUCAGUGUUCAUUAGACACAGUCAGUGUUACUUCAACUCUCUAUGUGUUUAAUGAACACUCUGACAUUUUCUGUGGAUGGAGCACUCUCAGCCGAACAGGUUAGUUUGGGAACACUGUACCCUCCUCACAUAAAGACACAUUGCUGAAUUCACAACUCCUGCUAUUAUUUCUUAUCUGGAUUUCUGUGAAACACAGCUUACACACAAUUGUAGUGUAUAUUCAAACAGGUUCAACAGACCAUUUCUAUACUCUUUUGAUAAUAAUUAGUUUUGCUUGCAUAUUUAACACACAGUGUACUGUAAAUAGUAACAUUUUAUGUGGAUAUUUGAUUUGAAUAAAUGUAUGCUGUUCU
This is a messenger RNA of Engraulis encrasicolus (European anchovy), 4838 nucleotides long. RefSeq names its product nuclear factor, interleukin 3 regulated, member 3 (gene nfil3-3). Gene Ontology annotation, cellular component: nucleus. Gene Ontology annotation, molecular function: DNA-binding transcription factor activity; DNA binding. NCBI's taxonomy places the organism in Eukaryota, Metazoa, Chordata, Actinopteri, Clupeiformes, Engraulidae. The record is from RefSeq and is a predicted model, not a curated record. The transcript has 3 exons. Gene Ontology annotation, biological process: regulation of DNA-templated transcription; circadian rhythm. Bases 522 to 2216 code for a protein of 564 amino acids.